Molecule: messenger RNA, 1275 nt
Organism: Lycium barbarum (goji berry)
Lineage: Eukaryota; Viridiplantae; Streptophyta; Magnoliopsida; Solanales; Solanaceae
Product: dehydrodolichyl diphosphate synthase CPT3-like
Exons: 4
Coding region: 1-1275 (424 amino acids)
Biological process (GO): polyprenol biosynthetic process
Cellular component (GO): endoplasmic reticulum
Source: RefSeq, a predicted model, not a curated record
AUGCAGCAUUUGAUCAAACAAAAUACAACAAGUAACAUAAUUCCCCAACAACUGAAGCAUUUGUUGCAACAAGUGAAUAGGUUGUUGCAACAGAUUCUUCACUUUGUUCGCCAAUGUAUAUUUUCUGUGCUUGACGUGGGUCCUAUUCCUAGUCACAUUGCUUUCGUUAUGGAUGGAAACCGUAGAUAUUCUAAGAAACAGAACUUGUUAGAUGGGGAUGGACAUAGGGCAGGAUUCUCAGCUCUUAUCAACAUGCUAAGAUAUUGUUACGAGCUUGGUGUAAAAUACAAAACUGUUUAUGCCUUCAGCAUUGAUAACUUCAAACGAAGGCCUGAAGAAGUUUUAUCACUGAUGAGACUGAUGCAGGAAAAGAUUGAUGAAUUAAUUAAAGAGGAGAGCAUAAUAAACCGCCUUGGGAUUAGGAUUUACUUUAAAGGGAACCUAAAACUUCUGAGUGACCCUGUCAGCUCAGCAGCCGAGAGGGCUAUGGUAAAGACAGCAUGUAAUUCAAAAGCUGUAUUAUAUAUUUGUGUUGCCUACACUUCAACAGAUGAGAUUGUGCAUGCUGUUCAAGAAUCUUGUGAAGAAAAAUGGGAUGAGAUUAGAAAACGAGAAGCAAUUAAUGCUGGCGGCAAUUUAAUUGGACCCAAAGAAAAUGGGAAGGACAACGAUGAACACCUUAUUGGUGUGACAAAUGUUGACAGACAUAUGUACAUGUCAGUUUGUCCUGAUCCAGAUAUUAUUAUACGGACUUCUGGAGCAACUCGGUUAAGCAACUUUCUUUUGUGGCAAAGUACACAUUGUCUUCUUUAUUCUCCCGCUGCACUAUGGCCUGAGAUUGGUUUGAGUCAUUUGGUUUGGAUAGUUUUAGACUUCCAGAGAAACUAUUUGAAUAGGCCUUUACUAGAUGGUGAUGAUUAUCUAAAUCAUAUAGAAACAUCAUCGAGUGAUAGCGAUGAUAUACCGAAUGCAGAGGUAUCUGAUGAUGAUGAUGACGACGAUGACAAUGAGGCUGAUGUUCAUCCUCAUAUGCAGGAACAACAUUCAGUAGAAAUGAUGCAAAGUCGGCCAAAUCAGCAAGAACCGAUCCCCAUCAAAGAUAGCAUUAAAAACGUUGAGGGAGUAUAUUGUAAAACGAUAAACAAGAGAAAGGGAUAUCUCAGGCGUAGGUGCGCUUUUGAGAUGAUUUAUGGUACAUGGGAGGGCUCUUUCAAGCAGUUGCUGAGGUAUAUGGCAGCUAUACAAAAAAUUAAUCCUGGUACUGUUGUAGAGUGA